AAACAACGAAUUGCAUCUACGUUGACGUGCGCGUAAAAUCUGUUUCAUCCAGUGCCACCAACUUCAGAUCAUCCAUGUCAUACGUGUAUGAAAUAAUGCAAAAAUUCAUUUGAUAGGGCAUUUUAAGAGAAUUAUGGUGAUCCAUUUUUAGGAUUAUCGAGCGAUUCUGCGAUUUCCUUUGUUUUUUUUCAAUAUCAUUUUUCAAUGAUCGCAUUCGUGAUCGAAAAACGCACGCGAUUACUCGAUGCUUUCUAUCUUCAUCCCUAACGACAUAUGCAAAUUCGAAAUGUCAACAUCAAAAGACUACAGAUAAAACGAUCUAUUUUUAAUACUACGAAAUCAUCGAAUCAGACGAUAUUCGUGAUAAUUUAUUUUUAUCCAUAAACGAAAAUGCAAAAGAAUACGCUCUUAUCUAAACACAAUGUGCUAUGUGAUAAGAGCGUUUUUUAAUGAUAAUUGUUUCUUAUGAAUCACUUGUGAUACCAAUCAGUAAUAUUGGAAUAAUGUAAGAAAAAUCAAGCAUAUGUGAUAUAUAGUUAUAUAUUUUUAUUAUAAAUUACAAUAGAACAUCAUAACAAUGGGUUCUAUAGCAUUGGAAGAGUUUGAACUUAUGAAAGACUCUAAAUAUAGAGUUUAUGUAUCUGCUGUUGACAAAGCGUUAAAAAGUUUUGAAUAUACCAGCGAAUGGGCAGACUUAAUAUCUGCACUUGGAAAAUUAAACAAAGUAUUGUUAAGUCAUAUGAAGUUUCCAGUUAUUCCUAGAAGAAUUAAGAUAUCUAAAAGAUUAGCACAAUGUAUGCAUCCUGCUUUGCCAUCCGGUGUUCAUUUAAAAGCUCUUGAAACUUAUGACAUUAUUUUCAAAUGUAUGGGCACUAAUAGACUGAGUCAUGAGUUGUUUAUAUAUAGUGCUGGUCUAUUUCCAUUGUUGGGUCAUGCUGCUAUGAAUGUAAGACCAUCUUUAUUGACAGUAUAUGAAACACAUUUUGUACCUCUUGGAGAAAGAUUAAGGCCUGGUUUGAGUGGAUUUUUAAGUGGUGUUUUACUUGGUUUAGAAGAUGGCUCUGAUCAUUUUGAUAGAACAAAUUCUUUACUUGAAAAAGUGUGUGAGGGAGUAGGUCCAGAACAUUUCUAUGCAUGCUUGUGGGAUUGUUUAGCCUCAAAUUCUGGAAUUCGAUUACCUGCUAUAUCUUUUGUAUUAGCACAUUUUAACAAAAAACUGCCAAUGGAAGAACAGAAUUAUAUCAUGGGCACAGAUACUAAUAUUAUGGUUACUGCUCUUUGUGCUGGAGUACAAGACAAUUCUGUGUUAGUACAAAGAAGUGCUUUAGAUUUGCUGUUAGUUGGUUUUCCUGUACAUAAUAGUCAAUUAACACAUGAGCACAUGGUAUCACUAGUCACAGCUGCUCUUGUGACUAUACUAAGAAGAGAUAUGAGUUUAAAUAGACGAUUAUUUGCUUGGCUUUUGGGUACUGAAGUCAGUACAUCUAUUUUAAAGAGGAAAGUAGAUACUAAAGUAUCAGGAAAUAUGGAAAAUACACCUACUUAUUUUGAUAUGUAUUCAAAAGAAAUGUUAAUUGAAGCAAUAAAGUCAUUAUUGAAAACUAUUUGUGAAGAAAGUCCACAAGAUUUAAAACCAUAUAGAAUAUUAGUUUCUUUGUUAGAAAAAGCAGAUAUUGGUCCAGUAAUUUUGGAUGAUAUUUUAUUUGAAGUUUUUAGAACUUUUUAUAAUGCUUGUGGACAAUCAAAUAGAGUACCAAAAACAAAUGAAGUAGUAAAAUCAGCAAAUUUAUUGUUUUCAACUUUAGAACCAUCUUAUGUUUGGAUACAUUGUGGUCAUUUAUUUGAAAAUGCUUGUCAAGCUAGAGCAAAAAGUAAACGAGAAACGGAAGAUAUUAUUGUGAGGCCUGUUGGCAGUGGGAUGCCGAAUUUCAUAGAAAUAUGUAUAUUGACUGAAUUCCUACUUGAAACCGUGUCAUUGGAUGCAUUUAUAGACACUCCUUCCGAGCACCUACCGGGUUUGUUCUAUGAGAUCAUUAGUAAACUUUUGUAUCAUAUUGAUCUUUUGACUCCUAUGGAGAUUUCACGAAGUCUCCGAUUAUGCGCAAAAAUUCUAACGAAGGUUCAACCAACAAUAGUUUCGAAUCACACAGAGAAAAACGAAUUAGAAGCGAAAUUGGAUACAAUUACAAAUACUACCACAAUCAACGAUAAUUCCUUAACUGCAAUUCCUUUGGAAAAAAGUCAAUCCGAUAGUAAAUUAAAUAAACCGGAUAUAACUACUAGUUCGUUUUCUGAGAAAAGUCCCAGUCCUAGGAGAAGAGCAAAUUCUGGGGGUGCCACUAAACGAUCUGAUAAAAAGUCAAAAAAGAAAUCUAGUAAAAGUACAUCAAAAUUAAGUGAAUCUCUACCAGAACCAAGUACAAGUAUUUCAAUAGAAGUAAAUCAAGAAUCCAAGGGUUUGCCAAGAAAUAAAAGUAUGGAUGAUAUAAAGACUGGAUAUAUAGAAACAAAUACUAUUAAUUCUCCGACUAAAGAUCAAUUGAGUACAUUAAAACAAUCUAGUAAAAAUAGCAUUAUGGGCUCCACAGGAUCCUUAGGUAGAGGACCAUCUCCUGCAUUUCAAGCACAACAUUCAAUGUUGGAAAAAUGUUUAAGACAGUAUGAAAUUUUUUAUGUUAAAUUUGUUAGUGAUAGAGUAUUAACUAAAGAAAGAACAGUUCAGAAUAUGUUCGAUAACUUAAUGAUAUCAUGUCCAAGAGAGAGUUUCGAUGAAAGAAUGCGAUAUUUAGAACUUUUAUUAAACUCUAGAUUAAACAUGGAAGAUUCUGGUUUCUUCAGCCAAGAUCUUUCUGUGAUUGAAGAUACUAAACAAUUGGACAUUCUUCAUUUGAACAUUGAUUCAGUUUCCCAAUCAGAAUGGGAUGAAACUAUGAAAAUUGCUUCUAGCUUAUUUGUUGAAUUAUCUACAUUUCCUAAAUAUUUUCUUCCUGGUGAUGGAUUACUUAUAGAAGAAGAACCAAAAGGAAAUAUUAUUCUUCCAGAUUGGUUAAAAGUUUUAGUAGUUUGUACUUGUUGGUUGGGAAAACAGCCUGCUCUCCAAUUAACAACUAUUGCUACAUUGUUGGAUUUAGUAGCUUUGUUAAAAGCUCAUAAUGAUAUUGAGACACAUCCAAAAAGUGGAGAAGGAGUCACAGCUGUAAUUAUGGUACCAUUGUUGAAACAAUGGCACAUAACUUAUUUGAUGCAAUAUACUAAUGUUUUUCAGGUAUUAGCGCAUUCUCUAUGGCAUCAUCUUGGUGAAUUACCUGCUCAUAAAUAUAGAAUGAAAUGUGUUGAAUUAUUGCACGAAUUGCACCAUGCUUUACAUAAUUCCUGUGAUGCUGUAGAAGAUGUAAUAGGAGUGGCGCUUACAUCAGAAAAUAUAGAAAAAAGAAUAGAAGCAUUUAAUAGAUUCGCUACAUUAUGGCAUCUCGGGCGAGAAAUUGAAACGAAUCCUAGAUUACGAGGCUGUAUGAAAUCUUUUGAUCAGUCAUUGUUAAAAAUACUGGAUAAUCUACAACUUGCAGAUAACUCUUCUUUAAAACUUCAUGCUCAAUCAUGGCUUCUGCACUCUCUAAUGCGAGGUGAUAUUUCACGUAUAGUAGACCCUUUAUUGAUCAUGCUCUUGGAUCCAUCCACUUGUCGUAUGAGUGUACUCCAUGUCAGUAUACAACAUAGCAAUACUGUUCUCACAAAAAAUGAUCCAAUAGAAGAAAAGUCUGAGAUACAAGAUGAUACAGAAGGUGCAGCAAAAAUUUAUGCAAUUAGUUCUGUAGAUGGGAAUGUAAUAUAUCACGUUAGCGAUAAUGUGGAUGAAGAUAAAAAAUGGCGAAAGGGUAAAAAAAAGAAAAAAGCCAUAAAUCCUGUGAUAAAAAGAAUAUUCGCUGUGACGACAUUAGCUGCCGGUGAUAAUUGUAAUCAAUAUGUAACUGAAAAGAAUCAAUUUAUGAAAGAAUUAGAAGUACCUCCUAGUAUAUCUGGCAAUAGAAAAAUUUCUGUUUUUGUGAAUCCUUUAUCACUUAAUUGCAACGAAAAUUCUAAUGAUUCUUUAAUGGAAGAUGAUUUGUUGCCUACUGUAAAGAAAAUAAACUUAACAACAGAAUUAUUAAAAAAUGCAACAAGAUUUAAGAAAAUGGAUUUUGACAAAGGUUCGACUGCUAGUCUGGAUGAAAGUCUUUAUGAAUCAGCGAAUUCCAGCUUAAAAACAAAAGAAAAAAAUGGAUUUAAAAAAUUAAAUGGAGAAGUUGGCUCAUCUUUGGAUUCUAUUACUAAUAGUUUUGACUCCAGCAGUCCUGAAAUUACCAAUAAACAAGGAAAACAGAAAAAAGAAUCCAUUAUAAUGCCAGGUAGCUCUAGAGAAGUAGCAGGAACUAUCAUUAAGGGUAAAUAUCAUAGCACAAACGAAUUUGCAACGAAUUAUGAUGUUCAUGAUGUUGGAAGUUUCGAAGCGAGCGUUGAAGUACCUAGCUGGACAAUGGAUGAUGAAGAAGCAGACCUUGAUGUUAGUACAACUGCAGAAGAAUAUUUCAGUAACUCUAGUGGGAAUAGCAUAGUCGAAGAAAUCUUAAAUGAAGUACUUGAUAAAGUAAUGCAAAUAUGUGAUGCAGUAGAAUCACCUAAAAUUAUUGAUGAAGCUAUAUAUCAAAAUUCAAAAACGGGUCGUAAUUUCGGAAUCGGUGUACACAAUCUCCAUUCGCAUAUGCUGCUUUAUUGUGGGGUUUAUGAUUCAACUAAAACACUUUAUGCAUUGCGUACACUUCGCAACGAAUUAUUAACUAACACAAGAAUGUUUCUUUGUUGUGCUGCAACAACUAGUGUAACUAAUACUACAAAAAAUACAACAUUAUUAAAUUUAUUAGCAAGACACCGAAAAAGUGUAUUUGGAAGAAACUUUCAUGGAGAGAUAGCAAAUACAGAAUUUAUAGCGGCUUAUAGAAGUAGCAUGUAUUUAGAAGUUUUAAUUAGUGUGUGCCUUUAUUUUGCUAGGAGUUACUAUCCUAAUUUAGGACAAAUGAGACUUACGCACGAAGAAAUUUCAGGAAAUCGACAGGUACAACUUGCAAGCGCAGAAUUGUUAACACUUAUAUUUUCUGAAUUAAUUCCAAUCGUUCGUGAUUCAGGAAAAGGUUUCAGUUGUUAUAUAAUCGAUCUACUUACUAAAUGUAAAGUACAAAAAGUUGCAUUACAUUGUCUUGUAUCUAGUGUAAUGAAUAUGAAAAACGCUCAUAAGGAAAAUGAAGAAGUAUUUACAUUUACCGAAGAAAUUAUUUUUAAUGAUCCAAUUACAGAUAAUGAUGUAAAUAAAUGCAAAUACAGAGCGAGCGAUCAUACAGAAGCUUUUCAAAUUCAACUAUUAAGAUUACUAUUAGCUUUAAUCAUGUUAGAACAUCAAUGUGGUAAUCAAAAAGGUGAAGAAAUAUGUCCUUCAAAUACAACAAUACCAAAUACUCCAACUGAAAAUAUUCCUAAUAUUAUGGGAAAUAGCUUAAAAUAUAUACCUGGUGCAUCAAUUCCACAACAACCAAUGUUUCUUGCUAGCAUAUUAAGCGCUUUACAAUUGGAUCACAUGAGACAUUUACACCAACAUUGGACAACUCUCGUUACAUCGAGUCUUCCGUUUAUGGGAUCUUCGUUAACAUCUAUAGUUACAUCAGUCAUUCAUCAAUUGUGUUGCAACAUCGAACAUUUAGCAUCGUAUUAUAUCAACGAAGAAACAACAACAGCGAUAAAGUUACAAGAUAUAAGUAAUGUUGAAUGUUGUCUUCCUGCAGAUUAUACAGUUACGCACCUAGAAGCUUUAACAUUCUUACUUCACUAUUGUCUAUUGGAUACAUCACAACAAAUCGGCUUUUCAUUUAAUCAACCUCUAAGUGGUACGAUUCAGACUGGAAUUCCUGGUGCAAAUCCUGGUCAAAUAUUCAAUAAUCUUAUUCACGUAUUUAUGCCGAGUCCUCUUUCUCCAGAUCUUACUACAACGAAGGAUAAAAAUGGGAUCAGUGAAUUACAACAAUAUGCUCGAAGAACUGCUUUAAGUCAUUUACCAAGAAUAAUUGCAUCUCUUUCCACUCUUUGGCAAGCAGUGUUAGCAACGAAGGACAAUGAUCAAGCUAGCUGUGUAGUAGGUAGUCCACGAAUAGUCAAGCAUCAACUUCUAGAACUUUUGUCUCCUAUAUCUUUUCAUCAUGGUGUAAACUUUUUGGCCGCCAUUGCUGUCGCUUGGCAUGAAAGACGACAACAUUCUGCUAAUUCGAAAAAGGUGCUUCCAGAAGCUUGUCCAAAUCAACAAGUCAUGGUUCAUUUAGUAAGCGCGAUUCGUGUAAUGCCUAUCGAUACUUUAGUUCAAACUGUUCAUCAAGUCGUAAGAAAUCCACCACCGAUUCACGGUGUAAAACAAGAUUUUUCAUUAGAAGUUUCUGUAUUGGAAUUACUUUACAUUUAUAUGCAAAGUAAUACAUCUCAGUCUCUUAUUGAAUCAUGGGCAUCUUUACUUGGUUUACUUAAAGAUGGUCUAUCUUUGACCGCACCUGCUCAAUUUCUUUUAUUAGCUAUCUUAAAUGAAUAUGUACAGAAAUGUCCACCUAUGCAAGAAAAAAAGGAUAUUAGAGAUCUACAAGAUGUUUCAGCAAAAUUGGUUGAAUCAUGUUCACAAAUAGCUGGAGCAUGUUUAGAACAAACAACUUGGUUAAGAAGAAACUUAGCGGUAAGAGAAGAUGCAUUUGAAGUUGCUGAAGGAUCCUCGGAAGGUAAAGAAGGCAAAAGUGGUGCUGUAACACCCGGUACACCGCCUAAUGCAGCGUAUAGUAUCCAAGCUCAAGCAGUAUUAGCAGAGAUAGUAGCACCUUUAUUCGAUGUUAGUUAUGGUUCCCAAGAAAAAGAACGUGUAGUGACCUUGUUAACCAAUCUCAUGUAUAAUGUUACACCAUAUCUCAAGAAUCAUUCGACAAAGAAUAUUGCCUCGUUCACGGCUUGUUCACAAUUACUGAGUUCCUUAUCAGGUUAUCAAUAUACAAGAAAAGCAUGGCGCAAAGAUGUGCUGGAUCUUUUGUUAGAUUCUGCCUUUUUCCAAAUGACACCAGCAUGUUUGCCAUACUGGAGGACUAUUAUAGAUAAUUUAAUGACACAUGACAAUACAACGUUUCGAGAUUUAAUGAAUCGCGUUUCUAUGGCUCAAAGUAGUAGUAUCAGUAUAUUCUCUUCAAAAGAACAAGAGUAUGAGCAAAAAGCACAACUAUUAAAAAGAUUAGCAUAUGUGAUACUUUGCAGUGAAAUGGAUCAAUAUCAUAAAUAUAUGCCUGAAAUUCAAGAACGAUUAGCGGACAGUUUACGACUACCACAAGUGAUUCCAUCUAUUCAAGCACAAGUCUUUCUUUGUUUUCGGGUGUUACUCCUUAGAAUGUCUCCACAGCACGCAACUUCCUUAUGGCCAGUAAUAGUUAGCGAACUUGUUCAAGUCUUCUUAUACAUCGAACAAGAAUUGAAUGCAGAUAGUGAAGAAUUUAGUCGUCAUAGCAGUUCGCAUAUAAAACUACUCUCAGCUUUGGAUUCAUCUUGGGCAGUAAAUGCUAGCAAUGGACUUCAAGCACAUGGUCAUCCUCACUGGUUGCAAUUACAACUUGCAGCUGCUAAAUUAUUAGAUCUAGCAUUGCUUUUGCCUGCACAUAGACUUCCUCAAUUUCAAAUGUAUCGGUCAUUUGUAGGCGAUUCAGCGGCAGGAUCUGUAGAAAACAAUAAUCUAUCUUCUGAUUUUGUACCACAUAUUACGAGAAUAGCAAAAUUGAUGGAUAGCAAGUACAAACAAGAAACAAGCUCUAAAAAGACUAUACCUGGUGAACUUCUUUUAACGUCAAAUAAUAUUCGUUCAUUGCAAGAUCUGCAUUAUUUUUUUACGACACUAAGCCGCAGAUCGAACGAUACACAAACACCGUUGAAUAUUACACAAGUGGAAACAGUGAUCGAACAAGAUUUUCUUGAAAAAAUGCCAGCUGCAAGAUAGUAGGAAUAUAUAAACAACAUAAUGGAACGAUUUUUUAAAAAAGAAGAAUGAAAGAGGCAUCUAAACAUCUUUAUUCUUUGAUAUUUUUUUAAUUCAUUAGUGAAUAUUAAUCUACAUAUGAUAAACUGAUAAAAUAAUUCUAUUAAAAGAAGUGAUCCACUUCCAGAAAUUCAACUAUAUUCACUUGUAUAUCAUAAAUGAAAUAACAUAGAAUAUGUAUUAUAUAGAAAUAUUCAGAUGAAUAUUUGAUUUUUAUUAGUUAAGCUUCUAACUUGUCUCCUCAUUCGGUUGUGAAUAGUUAUCAAAAGAUACUACAUGCCAGGCUGGUGCCUAGCUAAAUAUUAAUGUAGGAAAAUAUGUACAGUGUAACAUAACAUUUUAUUGAAACGUUAUUUUUUCAACUAUUUCGAAAAAA
Apis florea (little honeybee) is the source of this 8447-nucleotide messenger RNA. Its product is annotated as protein DOP1 homolog. The record is from RefSeq and is a predicted model, not a curated record. Gene Ontology annotation, cellular component: endosome; trans-Golgi network. Gene Ontology annotation, biological process: Golgi to endosome transport. NCBI's taxonomy places the organism in Eukaryota, Metazoa, Arthropoda, Insecta, Hymenoptera, Apidae.